AUGUUUGCUGUUCCAGUUAGACAUUUAUUUGACAUUAUCAUGUCCAUGUUUGGUGCAUAUGGCAAAGUUAACGGAGUAUUUACAGCAGAUGAGAGUGGAACUCAUGUUAUUGUCUCCUAUCAUGAGGAAAGUAACGCACGUGCAGCAUUGAAGAAAUUAGAUGGACGCUGUUGUUCUGAUCUUGGAGGCCAUUCAUUGCACAUUCGCUACUCUGUACAAUCACUAGGCAAGGAAUUACUUGCAACGGUGGAUAGUCAACCAUUGCAACAUCUUGCCAAAAUAAGAGUUCAGCAUUACGGGUACGAGUUCCUUAAUGACUUUGGUCUUGUUCUAGCACCUCGAGGGGAAAUUACAGUGUGUGAUGAGGGUGAGCCAGGGAAAAGGCUAAGAGGUGGAAGUGGAUACGAAAGGGAAGGGACCAACUUGAAUAUGAUGUCUGCUUGUUUGAACUGUGGUGGUUAA
Molecule: messenger RNA, 462 nt
Organism: Fraxinus pennsylvanica
Lineage: Eukaryota; Viridiplantae; Streptophyta; Magnoliopsida; Lamiales; Oleaceae
Source: the annotation of a GenBank genome assembly